ACGAAAGCCGCCGCCGCGAGUGCGGGGAAGAAGGGCUGGAAUCGCUGGGGUGGGGGCGGGGUUCGCAGCGGCACUCUGCAGGAGUGAGUGGGGAGGUCACUUGGAACGGGGCUCCCCGCCCACGCACCGUCGGGACCGCGAGCCUGCUCUCCCUGCACCUCCUCACGUCCCACGGGCAGGGUGCUGUAUGAGAACGUAAAAGGAAGAGAAAUUUAUUUUUUGUAGACUGUUUCAGCCGUCGAUAAGGAGUGCCUGUGAAGAAAACGGGGUAUUUCCCUGAGGCCUGUAUCCUACCUUGAUUGUCUUUUCUUUAAGUAUUAUAAAUCAGGAUGUCUGCACAGUCAGUGGAAGAGGAUUCAAUACUUAUCAUCCCAACUCCAGAUGAAGAGGAAAAAAUUCUGAGAGUGAAGUUGGAGGAGGAUCCUGAUGGCGAAGAGGGGUCAAGUAUCCCCUGGAACCAUCUCCCUGACCCGGAGGUUUUCCGGCAGCGAUUCAGGCAGUUUGGAUACCAGGAUUCACCUGGGCCCCGUGAAGCUGUGAGCCAGCUUCGGGAACUUUGCCGUCUAUGGCUCAGGCCAGAGACACACACAAAAGAACAAAUCUUGGAGCUGGUAGUACUGGAGCAGUUUGUUGCCAUCCUACCCAAGGAGCUACAGACUUGGGUUCGAGAGCAUCAUCCAGAGAAUGGAGAGGAGGCAGUGACGGUGCUGGAGGAUUUAGAGAGUGAACUGGAUGACCCUGGACAGCCGGUUUCUCUUCGACGACGAAAACGAGAAGUGUUAGUAGAGGAGAUGGUAUCUCAAGAAGAAGCUCAGGGAUUACCAAGUUCUGAGCUCGAUGCCGUGGAAAACCAGCUCAAGUGGGCAUCCUGGGAGCUCCAUUCCCUAAGGCACUGUGAUGAUGAUGCUAGGACUGAAAAUGGAGCGCUAGCUCCAAAGCAGGAGAUUCCUUCAGCAGUAGAAUCUCAUGAAGUUCCUGGCACUCUCAAUAUAGGUGUUCCUCAAAUUUUUAAAUAUGGAGAAACCUGUUUCCCCAAGGGCAGGUUUGAAAGAAAGAGAAAUCCCUCCCGAAAGAAACAACAUAUAUGUGAUGAAUGUGGAAAACACUUCAGUCAGGGCUCAGCCCUUAUUCUUCAUCAAAGAAUCCACAGUGGGGAGAAACCCUAUGGAUGUGUUGAGUGUGGGAAAGCAUUCAGCAGGAGUUCCAUCCUUGUGCAACACCAGAGAGUCCAUACUGGAGAAAAACCUUACAAAUGUCUCGAAUGUGGAAAAGCCUUUAGCCAGAAUUCUGGGCUUAUUAAUCAUCAGAGAAUCCAUACUGGGGAGAAACCUUAUGAAUGCGUUCAGUGUGGGAAAUCCUAUAGUCAAAGCUCAAAUCUUUUUAGACAUCAGCGAAGACACAAUGCAGAGAAACUUCUCAAUGUUGUGAAAGUUUAAGAAAUGAAAAAAAAAAAAAAAUCAGCACUCAGGUCUUUUUCUUCUGAAAUGAAGACAAAAUUAAAAACAUGAAAUGAUACAUAAUAGUUUUCCUAUAGACUUAGAAAAUCCACUGGGAAAUGUAGAAAAUCUUCACCCACUAUUAUUAUCUUAUCUUGAAAGAAAUGGUGUCAUACCUGCCUAGAAACUGAAAUUUUAAACUUAAUUCAGGUGUUAAUGCCUAAAUCUUCCAUGUGAUGUUUAUAUUCUUAUUAUUUUUCCAAAUGAUGAACUACCUGAUUCUUUGUCCCUUUGUUAAAACUUUCCUUCUUAGACAGAUAUGUUA
Molecule: messenger RNA, 1761 nt
Organism: Eubalaena glacialis (North Atlantic right whale)
Lineage: Eukaryota; Metazoa; Chordata; Mammalia; Artiodactyla; Balaenidae
Gene: ZNF24
Product: zinc finger protein 24
Exons: 4
Coding region: 330-1436 (368 amino acids)
Biological process (GO): regulation of transcription by RNA polymerase II
Molecular function (GO): DNA-binding transcription factor activity, RNA polymerase II-specific; RNA polymerase II cis-regulatory region sequence-specific DNA binding
Source: RefSeq, a predicted model, not a curated record